AUGCAUCUCUAUACUUAUGCAUCUAUCUAUCUAUCUAUAUCUAUCUAUCUAUCUAUCUAUCUAUCUAUCUAUCUAUCUAUCUAUCUAUCAUUCACAGACAUAGAUAGAGAAAUAAUUUAUAAAGUUUAUUAUUUAAUUUUUCAUAAUUCUUUCAUUCAUAGAUAUUUUCCUUUCAUAAGUUAUAUUGUUUCAUUCAUUCUCUUUUUUUCAUUCAUAUUUCUUUCGUCUAUUAUUGCUUCUUAUCUUGGUUCUUCACCACGCUUUAAUCACUUUUCCUUUGUUCUUUCUUUCCUCAUUUUUAUUUCGUGUCCUCUUUUCUUUCUUUUUCUUUUUUUCAUUCAUAGAUUCUUUUUUAUUUUAUUUUUUAUUCAUAAUUUAUCUUUUAUUUCUUUCAUUCCGAUAAUCAUCUUCCUCAUGUUUAUUCUCUUUUUCUUUCGUUCAUUUUUUCAUUCGAUUAUUCAGUCUUUCUUUAUUUCUUUCUUUGUCAUGCGUUUUUUUCAUUGUUCUUUCUUUCAUUCUUUCUUUUGUUUUUCAUUGUCCUUUCUUCAUUCUUUUUCAUUCUUUCGUUUAUUCUUUGUUUCCUUUCUUUCUUUUGUAGAUUGUUUUUUCUUUCUUUCCUUUCUUUUUUUUUUUUUUUUUUGCUUCCUUUACCUGACCAUCAUUUCUUUCUUUCUUUCUUAG
Acanthosepion pharaonis is the source of this 681-nucleotide messenger RNA. Lineage: Eukaryota; Metazoa; Mollusca; Cephalopoda; Sepiida; Sepiidae. The record is from the annotation of a GenBank genome assembly.